AUGAGAUGUACAAUAUUUGAACAAAAAAAGCGAAAAAAUGAAUCAAAAGAACCUGAAUUUACUGGAAAGCAAAUGAAAACAAAUUCGUCAAUUGUGAUUGUUAAGAAAUCAACUCAAAUUGAUAAAACAACACAAAACAAUCAACAAAAUGCAUUUGAUAAUCAGAAACGACAACCUAAUGAAAAUAAUACCAAUGAUCAACCUGAAUCAUCCGCUUCAACUACAGAAUCUUCAAUCAUUGUAAGCCUUUCUAAUAACGAUUCCCUUGACAAUAAUAGGUCGUCAAAAUGUUCAGCUGAUUUGAAUCAAUCUCAACAACGAACAAAAUUAACAGGAAUUGAUCGACAAGAAAAUGACACUAUUUCCAAUGAUAAUAUAGAAGCGGAUGAUGAAUUAAUUUUACCUCGUCAUAUUCAACUUGAAUUAAAGAGUAAUAGAAAACGAAUUCUUGAUCUGGAAAAUCAAUUGAAAGAAUUGAAACAUACAUCCGUUCCAUUUCCAACAACUGAAAAAAGUGAUUAUUUGCGCCGUGUGUCGGCUGUUGUUGGUACGCGUAGUGAAUUAGCAAAAACAAGAGUAAUUAAUUAUGAGCAACUGUUAGGUCUUACUAAUUUUGAAUUAUUACAAGCAACUGGUAAUGGACAAUUAUCAUGGAGAAAAAUUGUUGUCAAUUUAAUACAAGCUUGUUUCAAGAAUGUAGAUUUGCAAUAUGAAAAUUAUACAUCACUUCGAACUCGUAAUAAAGAUGUGAUUGAUAAUAUUUCAGCUUACGUCAAAACUGUUUGUCCUACUGCUGUAUUCACCAAAACAGAAUUUUCAAGUUGUAUUUCUGAGUCUAUAUCAUCUGCACCUAUGAAAGUCGAAGAAAUUAAGGAAUUCAAACCAGAACGUAUUGAAUCAAUGGAUGCAUUGGCAACGACAACUACCGAGAUAAAAUAA
Rotaria sordida is the source of this 939-nucleotide messenger RNA. Lineage: Eukaryota; Metazoa; Rotifera; Eurotatoria; Philodinida; Philodinidae. The record is from the annotation of a GenBank genome assembly.